CUUUUACCCGCACAUUACCGACAGUCAUGCGUUUACAUUAACGGGACUCCGAGACACCGACAGCCAGCUGCUCGCAGGCCGGCGGUCACCGUUAACCGGUUAUUGGAGCAGCCAGCGGGUUAGCUAGCGUUCAGAGGUUAGCAGCUACCAGCUAGCUACCAGCUAGCUAACAGCUAACCGAAGAUGGAGGAGUUUCUAUCGAGCUGCCAGCGAGCCGUGCAGGUGGGCCCAGGUGAGGCGGGCUCAGGGGUCCAUGUUGUCCUGGGUAAUGAGGCCUGUGAUGUGGACUCCAUGGUGUGUGCUCUGGCCUACGCCUACUACCUGUCCAAGACGGCUCAGAGUCAGAUGCUCGCUCUCCCUCUGAUGAACGUCCGUCAGUCAGACUUCGUGCUGCGUUCAGAUAACGUCUUCCUCCUGCGUCAGCUCUCUCUCUCACCUGAACACCUUCUGUUCAGAGAUCAGCUCGACCUGAGAGCGCUGCACCAAGAGGGACACCUGAGGCUCACGCUGGUCGACCACAACGUCCUGCCCAGUUCUGACAGUGACCUGGAGGGGGCGGUGGUGGAGGUGAUUGAUCAUCACCUGCUGGAGAGAGAAGCCUCCCCCUCUUGUCCUGUUACCAUGGAGAUGGUGGGAUCCUGUGCUACCUUGGUAACAGAACGCAUCAUACAGAAAGCUCCAGAAAUCCUGGACCAGCAGCUCGCUCAGCUGCUCUAUGCGGCGGUGGUGCUGGACUGUGUGAACAUGGCGCCCUCUGCAGGUAAGGUCACACCUAAAGACAGUCAGGUGGCUGCGUCGUUGGAGAGCCGAUUCCCUGCUCUGCCUCCGAGAGGCGCUCUGUUCAACACGCUGCAGAGCGCCAAGUUUGAUGUGUCAGGUCUUAACACGGAGCAGAUGUUGUUGAAGGACAUGAAGGCGGUCUCGGAAGGUUUAAAUCUCGCCGUCUCUGUUCUCUACAUCACUCUAGAGGACUUCCUGCAGAGGGCGGGGCUAGAGGCGGAGCUCUCAGAUUUCUGUCUGAAAUUCGGCUUUGACCUGCUGCUGCUGAUGACGAUCUCCCUUAAUGAGAGCAAAGAGCCAAUCAGGGAGCUCGCUGUGUUCAGCCACAACAACACCUGCAGGCAUCAGGUGAGCAGCUACCUGGAGCGGGCCCGUAACCCUGCCCUCAACCUCUGUCCAAUCAGCAGCCCCCAUCCUCACAUCACAGCAUAUGAGCAGGGAAACUCUCUGGCCUCUCGUAAGAAGCUCCUCCCCAUCGUCAAAGACUUCCUGAAGGGGCGGGACGGACACGGUCGCCUAGGAGACAUGGAGGAGGAGGAGGAGGAGUCUCAGGUCCCUCCCACCCCGAUGAACAGUCUGGUGGAGGGCUGUCCAUUGGACGACGGCCUGCCGCACAUCAGCGCCCAUGACCUCGAGGAGAAGUUCAGCAAGAUGGGCGCCAGAGGAGUACACUAACCUCUGACCUGCCAGCUGUCAAUCAUCAGGACACUCUGAGCACGCUCUGUCUGUCUGUCAGCUGAUCUGAUGAUGAUGAUGAUGAUGAUGAUGAUGAAGGUACCACUAACAGGAGGUGGAUAAACCUCUAAUGAUGUCACAGGUUCAGGUUAAAGUCCCUUUAUGAAUAUUUCAUCAAUUAAAAGUGAUCUAAAGAAGUGAUGAAGAAUAUCUGGAAACAUCUGGAGGAACGUCAGCAGGAAGUCUGCCCUUCAAAAUAAAGUCUUGAGUGUAUUAAGGUCGUCAGAAUUUCAAAGUUCCACAUGAUGCGAGUCAAAUUAAUGUUGAUACCUGUUUGUUACCACGGCAACAACAAUAGAAGAUCUCAAUGUUGAAUCUUUUAUUGUUUUUAAUGAUCAGAAAUCGCAGCAAACUGCGGCACACUGUCAAAGUGGGAGGAGCUUCUCCAGAAACACGUUAGUGUGCCUGUCAGUGAGACAAUCCUAACAGCCUACUGCCAUACGAGGGCGCCACAGUCUGCAGCUAUGAUGAUUCUUUUAUGACUUUAGUUCAUAUGACAGAGUUCUCUUUAAAGCUUCUCUACACCUGAGCAGGAAGAGAGAGAGAAUCGAUUAUUUGUUUGUUCUUUAAAGAGACAAAAAAAAAGGAGAAAGGCGACAAAGUGUGAAAUUUAAAAAAGUAAUGAAGAGCUGACGAUCACAUUACAGAAUUUGAAACCAGUCAAAACCGUCUCAGGUGAUUCUCCCUCCUAACUUCUUCUCAGACGAUUUUUAAAUAAAGUUUAGAGAUAAAUAAUUGAUUUGUUUGUCAGCUCUCUGACUGAUUUGUGAUUGGAUGGAACCCUUUAGUCUGUGUGAGAUGAGAAUCAGUGAAACCUGCAUUCGGUCUGGUCCUGCUGUGGGAGUGUGUGAUGAAGACUCUGUAAACCAAACCCUGUUCAGUUUGUGCUCUGGUGUUUGUAAACAAUCAACAGAAUCCAGGUGAGCUCAGGCUUACUCUGUGGCCCCGCCCACAUCUGGAUCUGUGAACCCUGACACCUGCGAGAAUCAUGUGAUGAGCUAUGUAUGCACCUGUGAGCUGCAGUGAUGUCACGGUGUCACACGAUGACAUCAUUGCAGCCAGGUGAGAAUGUGAGCAGGUGAAACUGAACCUUCAAAGCUUUUGACCCGCUGAAGAUUUGUCUGAAACAAUUUAAAUAAAAAAGAUUUGAAAGAAA
Molecule: messenger RNA, 2671 nt
Organism: Labrus mixtus (cuckoo wrasse)
Lineage: Eukaryota; Metazoa; Chordata; Actinopteri; Labriformes; Labridae
Gene: prune1
Product: prune exopolyphosphatase
Exons: 9
Coding region: 184-1455 (423 amino acids)
Cellular component (GO): cytoplasm
Molecular function (GO): exopolyphosphatase activity
Source: RefSeq, a predicted model, not a curated record